Messenger RNA from Paraglomus occultum, 150 nucleotides. The record is from the annotation of a GenBank genome assembly. Lineage: Eukaryota; Fungi; Glomeromycota; Glomeromycetes; Paraglomerales; Paraglomeraceae.
AUUGUAGUAAACUCCUUUAAAACCUGUGGGCUAUCUAAUGAUCUCAAUGGUACAGAAGAUGACUUAAUAUGGAAAGAAGGUGUUGUGAGGGAGGAUGAACCAGCCAUAGUUUUACCAGAGGAUGUUUGUGAAGACGAUGAAUCAUUAUAA